GAGAGAGAGCGAAAGAGAUAAAAAAAGAUAAAAAAAAAUACAAAAGAAUCAGAAUUUUUAAUAGAAGAAAAGUAAUCCGUUUAACAUGUUCCAACGUUAACAAAAAUAGGAAAAGUACGUAAAAACAGACAGUUCUUUAGGAAUUUUACAGAAAUUAGAAAACAGAGAGAGAAAGAGAGAAAGAGAGAGAAAGAGGGGGGAAGGGAGAGAGAAAGAGGAUUUGAAUGGAAGAACAGUGAUUAGAGAUGUUUUAACAACAUUAAAGACUCUUGCAAGUCUUAAUUGAACUUUCACAAUGGCGGACAAGAAUAAAAUUCUGCCCUGGCCACUUCUACCCUAUCCAGCCAGUCUUUUGAAUCAUGUUUGGUACAGUCAACUCGCAUUAAAUACUAGAAUAUUAGAAAGUAUGAAAAUGCCAGCUAGAACGUCAGGUUUUCACAUAAGUGAUAUAUUAGAACUAAAUGAUGCUAAACCAUCUCAAGAAGAGAAUGAAGUUCAAGGAAGUACAACUGUUCUACCGACGGCGAAUGACGUUCCAUCAGCCUAUCAACAAUUUUUAGAACACACGACAGCAGCCAUGUUACAACCUGCAAUGCAUGCGAAUCUUAACAGGGGUAGUUUGCCACCACCACCCCCAGCAUUACUUGGCUGGCCAAGUGGACCUACAGCUUUACCAACGACACUACCACAACCUUUAGAAGAAGUAAACAUUCUCCAACAGCCAGACUCGACGAGUCCAGCAAUCUCAGAGCUAUCCUUCCCGUCGCAACAAGAGAACAGUCACGAGUCUAAGGACGAAGAGUCACAGGAUUUCGAGGAGGAACAUCCAAACGGUGAAACACAAAGUCACGAGGCUGAACAUAAAAAGAGGAAACGACGAGUAUUAUUUUCUAAAGCUCAAACUUAUGAGCUUGAGAGAAGAUUUCGUCAACAGAGAUAUCUCAGUGCACCGGAAAGAGAACACCUAGCAUCGAUUAUUCGAUUGACCCCAACGCAAGUUAAGAUUUGGUUUCAAAAUCAUAGGUAUAAGACGAAACGUGCGGCAACUGAAAGAGUCGAAGCUGGUGGAAGUGGUUGUUCACCAAGAAGAGUAGCAGUUCCAGUGUUAGUAAGAGAUGGUAAACCAUGUCAAUCAAAACUGAUGGAACCAACAACUUAUCCCGGGAAUGGUCAAGUGCCUAUGGCUCCUUACAUGCAAAAACCAUACUGGUGGUAAGACUUAAUUGAUUAACAAAUAUGUGAGGUCGCAUUAGGACGGCCUUGAACACCUAUAUAAACCUCGUCAGAUCUAGUCAGGAUUAAGGCGUUAUCAAUGAAGAAUAGAAAAAGUGAUGUUUUAAGAGAUCCUGACUGAAAAUCAAUGAACAAGGGAUUCAUUUGUUACCUUCAUUAAAAAACCAAAGAGAAUUUAUUUGGGACGAUUUAAAUAAUUAAAUGCUCGUCUCGUAUUAAAAGAAUUCCUGACGAGAAUGUGAUCUUAAUAGUGCGAAUGGAAUGAAAUAAUACAAAAAAGAAAUAAAAUAAAUAAAAUAAAAUAAAAUAAAAUAAUAAAAAUAAAAAUAAAAAUAAAUAAU
Messenger RNA from Vespa mandarinia (Asian giant hornet), 1574 nucleotides. RefSeq lists its product as uncharacterized. Gene Ontology annotation, cellular component: nucleus. The record is from RefSeq and is a predicted model, not a curated record. Lineage: Eukaryota; Metazoa; Arthropoda; Insecta; Hymenoptera; Vespidae. Gene Ontology annotation, molecular function: DNA-binding transcription factor activity, RNA polymerase II-specific; RNA polymerase II cis-regulatory region sequence-specific DNA binding. Gene Ontology annotation, biological process: cell differentiation; regulation of transcription by RNA polymerase II.